Messenger RNA from Ictidomys tridecemlineatus (thirteen-lined ground squirrel), 802 nucleotides. The record is from RefSeq and is a predicted model, not a curated record. NCBI's taxonomy places the organism in Eukaryota, Metazoa, Chordata, Mammalia, Rodentia, Sciuridae.
UCACUGCUGUGCUUUUGCUGACGAGGAAGGUCCUGACGCCGCUUUGUAGACUGUUCUGUGGUGGGACUGGAGGGACGAGUUCGCCAGAUUUUUGCCUCCAGAAUAUUAUGGCAAAUCAUCUUGUAAAGCCUGAUUCUAGAAAUUGCAAGAGGACAAGAGAAUUGGAGUUUUUUUUCCCUAUUAGUGAGAGAGCAGCAAUAGAUGCAUCUUACAUUGAUGAGAUAGACGGACUCUUUAAAGAAGCAGAUAUUAUUGAAAACUUUCUCAUACAAAAAAGAGAGCUCCUGAGACAGAGGUUUACAGUGAUUGCAAACACACUGCACGGAUAAAAUGUUUAAACUUAAAAUAAGCUGAGGAUUGAAACAUAUUGUUAUAAUAAAAGAAUGACAUGUAUGUUAUGAAGGCUUUCUAGUUGUUAAAAAAAAUGUAGAUCUUAAAGAAGAGGAAACUCCUUGAAUGUUUUUCUAGAUUUAAAAGGGCCUUUAAACUGAACAUUAAUAUGAAGUAUGUAACUUUUCUCUUGAAGGUCAAAUGUUUGGCAUAUUUUACAAAAAUGUAAUUUUUUUAAAUCAUACAUGAAUUCUUUUCUUUCUUCUUUUUCCUAAAACUACAUUACCUUUCUUAAGCUUCUAAAGGAGAAUUCAGUUAAUUUGAUUAUGUGUAACAAUAUUAUACUUUUUCCUUACAGAAUGUUUUGUUUAAAAAGCAAAUAAUUUGGGACAUAAUGUAAAAUUUUUUAUGGCCAGUCAUAUUAAAGAAUAUUAAAGUAUUAAAGGUAAUUUGUUCAAUUUCUAAGUAUGUA